AUGGGCCUGCGAGGGCCCGGGCCGCCUUCCGCCGCCGCCACGGAGCUGAGGGCCGAGCGAGGCCGCCGGCCGGCGAGCGACGAGCGGCGGCGAGGGGCGGGACACGCGCGGCGCGCCGCGGGCCGGCGCCGGGCCGCGAGGCACGCCGGCCUUGCGCUUGCACGUCGGCCGCGGCGCCCGACGCAGGCGCGGCUCCGGGCGGCCUGGAAAACCCGGGAUGGAGCGGGGAGGCCGCGGAGCCGACGCGCGGCACCGCGGCGCGCAGUGCCGCGCGUGGGGCGAGGGCGGGAGCGGGGCUGGGGUCAAGGUCGGCGCGGGCAAGCGGCAGGGGCCCGCACGCGCCUCACCUGGCCCAGCGCUUUGCAGCUGCUGUCACGCGUGCACACUCAGGCUUGGUCGGAGCCUGCCGCGUGCUGGCAGCUGAAAUCCAGGCGUUUCCACGGUUGCAGUGGCUGUGAGACCCCAGCAGUAUGCACCACGUGCAGGGAACCCAAGCCGGAAGGUAUGAAGAGGGUGAGCUUGUCCCAUUGCAUUGAUGUGUCUCAAGGAUGUCCCUACUAUGUAGACAUAAAGCUCCUUGAUGAAAAGAUGGACAAUGCCUGGCAAGUGGAAAUGGGGCUGUGUCCAUGCCGGACACAAGUGCGGGAAGAGAGCACGACCACAGGACCCCUGCUUGGAGGCACAGAGAGGUUGACUAACUUGCCCAUGCCAGCAGAGCCAGUCUGCCCUUCAUUACAUCACCAGAGAAAUAAAAACAAGGCUUCCUGUGUGCCCUUCACAAUAGAGAGGACCUUGAGCUGUAUGUCUGACUCACUCCCAGUGAUGGACACUCAGCACGAAGCUGCCUCAGGAAAUCAGGCCACUCCAUCCAUCUGACUGGGCUGCCAGGCGCCACUUUCAUCUCUGUCCUUGACUGGGGGUAGCCUGUCCAUCUCGACAAGAUAGAAACAGCACUUUGAAUUGCAUGGAAAAAAUGUACUCUACAGAGAGGAGACAAAUACUCUUCUUUUGGCCAAGCUUUUAGAGGAAAUAUAAGGUAUGUUCAUUAAAAUAUGUCCCUGCUGAUAAUCAGCACUGGAAAUUCAAAAGGUGUUACCUUGAAUAAAUGUUAUUUUUCACA
This is a messenger RNA of Cervus elaphus (red deer), 1120 nucleotides long. RefSeq lists its product as uncharacterized. The record is from RefSeq and is a predicted model, not a curated record. The coding region runs from base 1 to 876 and encodes 291 amino acids. The transcript is spliced from 6 exons. Lineage: Eukaryota; Metazoa; Chordata; Mammalia; Artiodactyla; Cervidae.